AAACUGAUUUGUUAUAACAUGCUGAUUUGAAAUAACGAUAUUUGAUUCUACCAUGGACGUAUUUCUCUGCACUGUUUUACUGGCUUUACUGCAAGCCAAUCUAGGCGUUCAUUCAUUUUCUGUUAUGCAGAAUGCUGAAACUACGCCUCCAGCAGUUGAUACACAAAGUCCUAAUCCACCUGAUGACUCACAGGAUAAUAAAAAUGUACAGACGGAAGUAGCGGAAGUGCCGAUGGCUACCGGAAACACAGAAAAAACAACUACCAGUCCAGAUGAAGUGACGGAAAGAGUUGAGGAGAAAAAGAUGCCUAUGCUUGGUGAGGACGAAGACACUAUACCACCUGGAUUCAGACCGAAAAGUGAAAAUGAAACUUCAACAGAAGGAGAAAACAAACAAGAGCACAAAGGUAAAUUAGUUGAUGUAGCAGUGCAAACAUCCCCGGAAAUUUACAAACCGAAAACUCUAGAUCAUAUAACACUGUCGUUUUAUAAAACAGUAGUCAAAAUUAUGGAACGACUAUCAGUAGCCUUCGAGAAAAUAUCCAACGAUGUAGAGAAAUUCAAGGAAAAACUCAAACCGAAUAGAAGCUGAGAAUAUGCUGCAGUGAAUUGAAGUUUCUUUAACAUGUAACUUUGUGAUUAAAUCCAGUAUGUUUGCUCAUGUAUUGUGAAACUAAG
This is a messenger RNA of Trichobilharzia szidati, 678 nucleotides long. The record is from the annotation of a GenBank genome assembly. NCBI's taxonomy places the organism in Eukaryota, Metazoa, Platyhelminthes, Trematoda, Strigeidida, Schistosomatidae.